Messenger RNA from Etheostoma spectabile (orangethroat darter), 1527 nucleotides. It is a transcript of the gene psat1, whose product is annotated as phosphoserine aminotransferase 1. NCBI's taxonomy places the organism in Eukaryota, Metazoa, Chordata, Actinopteri, Perciformes, Percidae. Gene Ontology annotation, molecular function: pyridoxal phosphate binding; O-phospho-L-serine:2-oxoglutarate transaminase activity. Gene Ontology annotation, cellular component: cytoplasm. The record is from RefSeq and is a predicted model, not a curated record. Gene Ontology annotation, biological process: L-serine biosynthetic process.
UCGAGAAUACGAGUUUACGAGGAGUUCGUGAACGCAACAUUUUACACACGAAGCCAGCUUGGCACUUGGCAUCCACACAGUCAGUGCAGGAAGCGAGGGGGAAAUCGUGCACAUCCCUAAAUCAAACGGAGGAAAUAUCCAACAGGAAAUCUUGUUUACACCAUGGAGCAGAAACCAACUAUCAACUUUGGCGCUGGACCUGCAAAACUUCCCCAAUCCGUGCUGCUUCAAGCACAGAAGGAGUUCCUUAGCUACAGCGGCAUCGGUAUUAGCGUUCUCGAGAUGAGUCACCGAUCAGCAGACUUCAACAAAAUCCUCAACAAAACAGAGAGUCUCCUGCGAGAGUUGUUAAAUAUUCCAGACAACUACAAAGUGAUGUUCCUACAGGGCGGCGGGUCUGGACAGUUCAGCGCUGUUCCUCUCAACCUGAUUGGCCUUAAAGAGGGCAUGUGCGCCGAUUACCUAGUGACCGGCACAUGGUCAUCAAAAGCAGCAAAAGAAGCAGAGAAAUACGGCAAGGUCAACAUUGUCCACCCGAAGCUGGAGAGUUACACGAAAAUCCCCGACCCCGGCAGCUGGACCCUGAACCCCUCAGCCUCCUACGUGUACUACUGCUGCAACGAGACAGUCCACGGUGUGGAGUUCAACUUCACACCUGAAACAAACGGGGUGGUCCUUGUCGCUGACAUGUCCUCCAACUUCCUGUCUCGACCUGUGGAUGUAUCAAAGUUUGGUCUGAUUUUCGCCGGAGCUCAGAAGAACGUGGGCUGUGCCGGGGUAACUGUGGUCAUCGUGCGAGAGGACUUGUUAGGCCACGCUCUGAAAGAGUGUCCCAUUGUCCUGGACUACAAGGUGCAGGCUGAAAUGAACUCCCUCUACAACACCCCACCGUGUUUCAGCAUCUACAUAAUGAGUCUGGUGCUGGAGUGGAUUAAGAACAACGGCGGCAGCGCGGCCAUGGAGACGCUCAACAAGCAGAAGUCCUCCAUGAUUUAUGACAUCAUAAACGCCUCCAAUGGUUUCUAUGAGUGUCCCGUAGACAUAAAUUGUAGAAGCCGCAUGAAUGUACCAUUUCGUGUGGGGAAGAAGGAGGGAGAUGAAGACUUGGAAAAGGACUUUUUGGCUGGCGCAUCCAAACGUGGAAUGAUAUCGCUGAAAGGACACAGAUCAGUUGGAGGAAUUCGUGCAUCUCUGUACAACGCUGUAACGCUGGAGGACACUGAAGCCCUUGCCACCUAUAUGAAAGAAUUCUUGAAAGAGCACCAAUAAACUCUGGUUUAACUCUAGUUGAGAUCCAGGGGAUCACAAAGGUGCAUCUUUAGACACGUUUUGUAAAACUGUUCAUCGUUCCUAAUCAGCUUUAACCACUACAGUUGCCAGUAAUGUCUUAAUUCCAUCUGUUUCAUAAAAUUACUAUUUUAAUGAAAUUAUUGACUAACAGUGCGUUAAUGUACAUAAUGUAGGUUAUUCUUGUUUCAUCUUAAAAAUAUAUUUACAUUCCAGUAAAUCUAACUUGGCAAUAUUGCA